Molecule: messenger RNA, 1165 nt
Organism: Vombatus ursinus (common wombat)
Lineage: Eukaryota; Metazoa; Chordata; Mammalia; Diprotodontia; Vombatidae
Gene: MYG1
Product: chromosome unknown C12orf10 homolog
Cellular component (GO): cytoplasm; nucleus
Source: RefSeq, a predicted model, not a curated record
AUGGGUCACGUCUUCCUGCGCAGCGUCCUCCUCCUGGCGCUUCCCUCCACACCGCUGCGGGCUUCUCGCGGGCUGGGCCUCGAGCCCCCCCCGUCCCCCAAGCGGCCCCGCGCCGAGCCCAUGGCGCCGGCCCGGCCCCGCAUCGGGACCCACAAUGGCACCUUCCACUGCGACGAGGCGCUGGCGUGCGCGCUGCUGAGGCUGCUGCCCGAGUACCGGGAGGCGGAGAUCCUGCGUACCCGCGACCCGGCGCUGCUGGCCACCUGCGACGUGGUGGUGGACGUGGGCGGCGAGUACGACCCGCAGAGGCACCGCUAUGACCAUCACCAGAGGUCCUUCACCGAGUCCAUGAGCUCCCUGCGGCCCGGGAAGCCGUGGCAGACGAAGCUGAGCAGCGCCGGACUGGUUUAUCUGCACUUUGGCCAGAGGCUCCUGGCCCAGCUGCUGGGCACCGGUAUAGAUGACCGAAUUGUGGAUAUUCUCUUUGACAAGAUGUAUGAAUAUUUUGUGGAGGAAGUAGAUGCGGUGGACAAUGGGAUCUCCCAGUGGGAGGGAGGAAAGCCUCGAUAUGCGCUGACCACCACCUUGAGUGCUCGAGUUGCCCGGCUUAACCCCACCUGGAACCAGCCAAAUCAGGACACAGAGGCCGGCUUUCAUCGUGCCAUGGAGCUAGUACGUGAGGAGUUUCUACAGAGACUGGAUUUCUAUAAGCUCAGCUGGCUGCCUGCUCGGGCCCUUGUGGAACAAGCCUUAACAAAUCGAUUCCAGGUGGACCCAAGUGGAGAAAUUAUAGAGCUGUCUCAAGGUGGCUGUCCCUGGAAGGACCAUUUGUUUGAUCUUGAACCUGGGCUUACCCCCUCAGUGCCCAUUGCAUUUGUGCUCUACACUGACCAGAAUGGACAAUGGCGUGUACAGUGUGUACCAAAAGAGCUUCACUCCUUUGAGAGCAGGCUGCCCCUGCCUGAGCAAUGGCAGGGCCUUCGGGAUGAGGCCCUGGACCAGAUUAGUGGGAUCCCUGGCUGCAUUUUUGUUCAUGCCAAUGGCUUCAUCGGUGGCCACCGCACCAGAGAAGGUGCCCUGAGUAUGGCCCGUGCCACUCUGGCCCAGCGCCUGACACCUCUGCCUUCUGAUGACUCUCAGUAAAAUUCUCAGCACAGUGAUUGUA